AUGAAUCCAAAGCUAAGACGUUGCUGUACAGUCGGUGGGAAUGCAGUCUCGGCCUUCCUAUCAUGGCGGUUACAGGCUACGAACGCCUGCGACGUGACUCUGGUCUGGAAAGCCAAUUACCAGGCCGUGGCGCAAUACGGUGUCUCUUUCAAAUCCCAGCUGUUUGGCAAUGAACGAUUCAAGCCACGUUAUGUCGUUCAAAGUCCCGAAGAAGCAGCCAGCCAGCAAGCGGCCUUCGACUACGUCCUCCUCUGUGUUAAAGCCCUUCCCGAUGUCUACAAUCUCGCAGACAUAGUCCAGUCGGUCGUCACCCCUCAACAUACUUGCAUUCUUGUAAACACUACAAACACAUUGGGGGUGGAAAGACAACUUGAGGAAAGAUUUCCCACGAAUGUCGUCUUGUCUCUAGUUUCCGGUGCCGAUCUGAUGCAGCUCGGGUCAAGCGAAUUUGAACACAGCGGCUCGACCGAAAUAUGGGUUGGGCCCGCCAGCCAGAAUUCGACGAUUCCUGGAUCGAUUCAAAGAGAUAUGUCUGAAGCUCUGGCCAUGACCUUGACAACGGCACAGGUCGAUUGCAAAGUGUCACCAAACAUAAAGCAGCAGCAGUAUGAAAGGAUGAUUGGGCCCAUUGCUUUUCAUCCCACCAGCGUUCUUUUCGAGACUCCCAUCCUCUCAGAUCUUAUACGGCUACCCGGUGUCCAAGAUCUCAUAUCGGACGUGAUUGAAGAGCUGCUGCAGAUUGCCACCGCGCAAGAUUGUAAAUUCCCCGGCAACUUCAAGGAAACGACCAUUCAGACAAUGAUCGCAACAAGCCAGGAUCCCAGCACGAUGUAUCAGGACUUUACCGCCAGGCGACCAAUGGAGGUCGAGACCUAUCUUGGCUCACCGGUUGAGCUGGCGAAGAGUACCGGUGUCAAAGUGCCCCGGCUCGAGACACUCUACGCGAUGCUACGUCAUGUCAAUACUAUCAACAAAGAUCGACCACAAGCCGUGCCGCAAUCACCUUCUGUUGCCCAACCGCCCCCUCGAACCAUGUCCCUCUCAAAUCCCCCUCCACGACAGACCAACGCCUCACUCAACGGAGCUCCCAGGCCCAUGCGAGGUCCUCCCAUGGGUCCUCCUGGCAGACGAGGUCCUCCCCCGGUCAAUGGAUUCCGAGGUCCUCCAAAUAGUUUCCCACCUCGAGGUCCCAGUCAAAUGCAACGCCGGCCGUCUUAUGACGAGACAAAUCUUGACGAGUUCAGCCACGUGGUUCUUUAUGAUGAAUUGGCCGACGGCGAAUUGACCGCCAAUUAUGGAGACAACGGACAACCUUCAGCUACUUCCCUCAGAGAGCGAGAGCUCAUGUUGAGAGAACGAGAGUUGCAGUUAAAACAGCAAGAGAUGGCCAUGAGGAGUCGAGGGGGUCGAAGAACUUCCCACAAUCGUCACCAGGACUUCGACGACGAUGAUGAUGACGAUGAUUAUUUCGAUCCCAUGCAGGCACGCGGUCCUCCACCACCGGCAAUUGACCCUGACAAUUUUGACAUGAUGAGCGUAACGUCGCGACGAACAAAAAGAACUACCAGCCAAAAUCAGCUUCGAAAAGAUGUGUUUGCCAAUGGAGGUGGUAUGCGUCCAGGCUCCUACGGUCGACCAAAUUUAGGCAAGCAUCGUACCAGUACACAAAUACUUUCUGAUAUGCCAGUUCUUGGAGCGAACAUCCUGGAUAAUCCCAUGAUGGGCUUUUCAUCAAAUCGAUACGGGUCCGUGGAUCGAAAGGAGAUGGCCGACGAAUCACGUGCGAACUCGUUGACGGCCAGCCGGCUCCAAGAGAUGGGUAUGAAUGGAGGCCCAUAUCCCGCCCCGCCUAGUCGAAGGGCAAGCCGGUCACCUGGGAAUCCAUUCGGUCCACCGGGACGAGUACCUAACCGGCCAUCACCACCGAAUGAUCCUUACAUGCCGCCAGGCCCUCCCCGCAAUGGCAGACCGUCGCCUCCAGGAGGUAUGCCCGCACCAGUUCCAAGAUAUCCUCCAGGUCAAGGCAAUAUGAUUCAUCCACACCAAGUUGAACAGGCUGGGGUGAGCAAACCAUUCCCACCACCUAAAGCUCCUGUUAAAAGUCUGACCGGAAGUGCCAGUGCUAGUGCGGGAAGUGGUGACAGUGGAAGUGCCAACAUUGAAUCGGAGCCAUCUGCUCACAGCAGUACCAGCAGCUUCGCACCUCGGCAGAUGCUGAGCAUGCACUAA
This is a messenger RNA of Rhinocladiella mackenziei CBS 650.93, 2229 nucleotides long. RefSeq lists its product as uncharacterized. The transcript has 4 exons. The record is from RefSeq and is a predicted model, not a curated record. Bases 1 to 2229 code for a protein of 742 amino acids. Gene Ontology annotation, molecular function: oxidoreductase activity. Gene Ontology annotation, cellular component: cytoplasm. NCBI's taxonomy places the organism in Eukaryota, Fungi, Ascomycota, Eurotiomycetes, Chaetothyriales, Herpotrichiellaceae.